AUGACGACAAAUCGUAAUAUCAAUGAACUGUAUUGUGAAGCGUGUGCCUGUAUGGAACAAGGCCUUUGCUACGAUGAAAUCGAUGAUAUCGUUAGUUUUGCGUAUUUGUGUUUACAGGAAAAUGCAUUGGCAUUUUAUGAUCGAAGUUUGCUGCUUAUAAAAGAAGCGGCGAAGGAAAAAAAUUAUAAAAAAAGCGAUAUGUACAAAGUGGUGAUGGAAGUUAAGAAUCGCGUGGAAGCAAGGAUAAAAGAUUUGAAGGCGAGUAAGAAAAAAAAACAAGUCAAAGAUGAAACAUUGGAUGUUAAAAAAAUGAAAAUGGAAAAUGAAGAGAACAAAAAGGAGCUAAAAAAGCAGAUCGAAUCAAUGCACACAGUAGAGGCAGAUUUGGUAUACUACAUACCAGAUGGUGUGCAGCUUUUUAUCAUUGAGGUUGGUCCGUGGUCAUAUCCAUUGGUUCGUGGAAAGACACCAGUUCUCAAAAAUGAUUUUGGCGCAUAUAUUGUGUCGAAUCCAACUCCAGAACAUCCAGAUAUGUUUGUUGGGAUUCUUUUGCCUGAAAAUCUGGACAAGAAAGAUGAAGAGGAUUUCUAUUCGAUUUUGAAACAUCACACCGAGAUACGAACCCAAGAACUGUCUCACCAAAUGAGUAAAGAAGAAAAGGAACAUCUUAGUCAGAAAAUUGGCGAUUUUUUGAUGAGAGGUGGUGAUUAUUUGGCAACAAAUAUAAACCAUGUUGCUCAGAAAACAUCCAAAAUCGUGUCUGAUAAAUCGUCACAAAUUCGCUCUUCACUUGCACAAGACCAAGAACCUAUGCAAAUAAAUCCUGGCAUCAGAUUCGUAGAUAAAAUUGGUGAUAUGGGUAUAUCAAUUGGGAAAGCUUUAGCAUCUGGUGCAGAGAAACAUCUCGGUGAUAAAGAGAGUGGUAUUGUUCAUGGUACGGUUUAUGUAUUAGGAAGUGGCAUCACCAGUGCAAGCACUAUUUGGAUUGCUCUUGAAAAUGCCUCUAAGACAAUGGCUAAAAAUAUUGCUGAUGAAACAGUAGAUACUGUGAGACAUAAGUGGGGUAAUCAGGCUUCAAUAACAGCACAUGAAGCACUAUACGCAACCGGUCAUACUUCUCUGGCUGCUUUGCAGCUUUGGGAUCUUGGCCCACGAUCUAUUGCUGGUCGUGCAGCUCGUAAAGCAGGCACGCAAUUUGUUACUGAUUUAUAUAAGAAAUCGACCACACAAAUGGAAGAUACAGAGAAGAAAAGCGGUCAGGACUAA
This is a messenger RNA of Acanthocheilonema viteae, 1266 nucleotides long. The record is from the annotation of a GenBank genome assembly. Lineage: Eukaryota; Metazoa; Nematoda; Chromadorea; Rhabditida; Onchocercidae.